Salvia splendens (bonfire salvia) is the source of this 1281-nucleotide messenger RNA. RefSeq names its product peptidyl-tRNA hydrolase 2, mitochondrial-like. The record is from RefSeq and is a predicted model, not a curated record. Gene Ontology annotation, molecular function: peptidyl-tRNA hydrolase activity. The coding region runs from base 153 to 734 and encodes 193 amino acids. The transcript has 8 exons. Lineage: Eukaryota; Viridiplantae; Streptophyta; Magnoliopsida; Lamiales; Lamiaceae. Gene Ontology annotation, cellular component: mitochondrion; cytosol.
AGUACUACUAUCUUUUAGUGCAAACUGGUACGACAUCGUAUCCACAGUUAGCCUUCCUCGCCAAAUUUUAUCUCAUCCUGCAACCAUUUUCCGUUGCUACAUCCAUUUUCACAGCUUCAAAACAAUCAGAACUACAAAACAUUACAUAUCUGAUGAGUUCGUAUAGGAACCCUUUAGCUAUAAAGAAACACGAGAAAAUGGAGGUUUUAGGAGUGAGUUUCAGGCCCGAAAACUUCAUCCCUGGCCUCAUUAUUGGCUUCAUAUGUGGGUUCUUUUUGGACUUGGCUAAGCCCGCAAAAGGCCCGAGUGGCAGGAAAAUUGGGAGCUCACCAAUAAGCAAAAAUCAUCAGCAGCCAAGAAUUGCGUCUAGCAACAAUGAGGAAGAGCUUAAAAUGGUCUUAGUAGUUAGGCAAGAUCUGAAGAUGGGAUCCGGAAAAAUUGCCUCCCAAUGUGCUCAUGCUGCUACUGGCAUGUAUGCAGAUCUCGUGCAAAGUAAUAGAUCUCUUCUGAGGCAAUGGGAGCUCUGUGGCCAAGCCAAGAUAGUCGUUACGUGCAAAAACCAGCAAGAAAUGAAUAAAAUAAAGGAUGCUGCUGAGACCAUUGGCCUCCCGACUUUCACAGUUGCUGAUGCAGGACGAACUCAGGUUUCUGCUGGCUCGAAAACUGUCCUUGCAGUCGGACCUGGGAAUAAAUCAGCUGUGGACUCUGUAACAGGGAAGCUGCGGUUGCUUUGAUUUCUAACUGCUGUGUUUCUACCAUAAAGAUUCCAUGUAGAGAGAGACAGAGAGUUGUCAAUCUUGAUAUUCUUAAUCUUAAAUUUUUAAAAUCUUAAAUUUUUAAAAAAGCAACUUUGGAUUUGUUUGCAAUGAUCGCACUACGAAAAAGAUUAUUUUCAUUUAUGUGGAAUAUAUUGUUGACGUUUCUUAACCAACAAUCUAGUUCCUCGUUCCUUUUAUGAAUAGACAAUUUUGGUUAAUUCAUCGGCAUUGAUAUCCACUUACCAUUGUUGUCUUGUAGGUUCAUGAAUAUUUUACAUUUUUUAGACUGAUGUAUAAGACAAGAAAUGACACGGUGAAGAAGCAAUUGGAUUCACAGUAGAGCCGGCUCGGACAAGGCGACCAUAGCUACAACCACGCAGUCAUUCAAAGGUGUUUAUUUGUUAUGUGUGUGAGUUGGCUAAACGGUAGAGAGGUUAAUGCCUGAUCGGCUUAAAGUCCUCUGUAGCGCGACCUUUAAAUUUAUGUUUAUUUACCCAUUAAAAAAAAGGUGUUUAUUUGUUAA